Molecule: messenger RNA, 1643 nt
Organism: Lottia gigantea (owl limpet)
Lineage: Eukaryota; Metazoa; Mollusca; Gastropoda; Lottiidae
Exons: 9
Coding region: 1-1137 (378 amino acids)
Biological process (GO): GPI anchor biosynthetic process
Molecular function (GO): hydrolase activity
Source: RefSeq, a predicted model, not a curated record
AUGACUGUGCCAUACAUUUUCUUGGAUUCCAUUAAAAACAAUAGAAUAGUCAGAUUUUUCUUCAGUCUUCUUGCGUUAUUUCUAUAUUGUGAAUAUUUUCACUAUUACGUGGUAUUACUACAGUGCACUUGGCCUCAAUUAGACCCGUCUGUGGAAAAACCUGAUAAACCAUUGAAAGUAAUGUUGUUAGGGGAUACCCAUUUAUUAGGAUUUAGAAAUGGUCACUGGUGGGAUAAAUUAAGAAGAGAAUGGCAGAUGCAGAGAGCAUUCCAAACCACUAUGUCGUUACAUAAACCUGACAUGGUUUUUGUUCUGGGUGAUUUAUUAGAUGAGGGGAAGUGGUGUCUGGAAUCAGAAUUUAGAUACCAUGUGGAAAGAUUUUAUAAAAUGUUCAGUGUACACAGUAAGACAGAACUACAUCUAGUAGCUGGUAAUCAUGAUAUGGGAUUUCAUUAUAUGAUAUCAAGGGAAAGAAAGGAUAGGUUUGAGAAAGUAUUUAAUACUACUGGCGUGAAGCUGAUAGAAAAACAUGGCAAUAUGUUUGUGGUUGUUAAUAGUAUGGCGUUUGAAGGAGAUUACUGUACAAUGUGCCAGGAGGCCAGGAGACAACUACAACAGAUUAAAAACCAAUUAGAUAACUCUCAGAAAAAAUGUCAAAAAGAUGAUAGUAAUUGUGAAAAGGACAAAAAGAGUAAAUAUGUUCAACCAAUACUUCUACAGCAUUUCCCACUGUACAGAACUUCUGAUAAAAAAUGUAAUUUAAAAGAUUCAGCCCCAGAAAAAGAGAAAAAUAUAUUAUUUCUUGAGAAGCAAGAUUGUUUAUCUAAGGAGGCAUCAGAUUUGUUAUUAAAUUGGUUGAAACCUAGAUUAGUUGUUGGAGCUCACACUCACCAUGGUUGUUAUACAGUACAUCGAAAAAAUAUUCCAGAAUGGACAGUGUCGUCUUUCAGUUGGAGAAAUACAAAUAAUCCAACAUUUUUAAUGGCUACAAUCACCCCAGAAAAAUUUGAAAUCAACCAAUGUUUUAUGCCAGAAGAAAACACAGUUAUCUAUAUGUAUAUCAUUGGUUCUAUUUUAGCAGUUUUAACAUUGUUCAUUAAACGAAAAGUAAAAUUUAACACUGGGAAAACGCUAUGAGUUUCUGCCGAGAAAGGGCCACACUUGUCAAGCAGAGCUUACAGCACCAGGCAUUUAUGAUCUCAAUGAAAAGAAAUUUUAAACUGGGUUGGGCAAAGCUGGGACCAAUUGGGAUAUAGUCAUUAGUCAUCUAAAUAAUUGCUCAAUUAAAAGCUUAAAGUCAUCUAAAUAUUCAUUGUCUCUUCUCAGAUUAGAUGCUAAAAAAAAUAUAUAAUUUGAGUUGUGGUUUGUCUGCGAUUAAAUGAUACAUAGGAAAGAAGGGGUAAUACUCUAAAUUCACUCCAUGUUUCCUGUACAGGAAGUUGACAAUUGAAGGAUUUCGCAGACCCAAUCAAGUGUUGUAAUUGCUCAAAAAUUGACUAAGUCAAACUGUCCUUAUUUUCAAAAUGUUUCAUUUAUUGGUCAAAUAUCCAGCAGGAGAUUUUCAUGUCUGUAAUAUUGUAUAAUUGUUAAUUUUUUUUAAAUUUUAUUGUUAAAUAUUUUGAUAAAGACUAUUUUUAAGUUUU